Messenger RNA from Hylaeus volcanicus, 1579 nucleotides. RefSeq names its product cleavage stimulation factor subunit 2 (gene CstF64). Gene Ontology annotation, molecular function: mRNA binding. Lineage: Eukaryota; Metazoa; Arthropoda; Insecta; Hymenoptera; Colletidae. The transcript is spliced from 8 exons. Gene Ontology annotation, biological process: mRNA 3'-end processing. Gene Ontology annotation, cellular component: mRNA cleavage and polyadenylation specificity factor complex. The coding region runs from base 142 to 1476 and encodes 444 amino acids. The record is from RefSeq and is a predicted model, not a curated record.
ACAGUAUAUUGUAGUGGUAUAAAGCAGGGCGGCUUACUGAGCGUUAUGUACUUGACGCGAAUCGUGUUUAGUUUGUUUUUCAUUGAUAGAAAGACGAGUAGUAUCACAGUAAUAGUAAACAAAAGCGAAUAAACUACAAAAAUGAGUAAUUCAACUAUUUCCGAUCAAUCCCUCAUGGACAAGUCCAUGCGAAGUGUUUUCGUCGGGAAUAUCCCGUACGAAGCCACAGAAGAGAAUUUAAAGGAUAUUUUCAGUGAAGUUGGACCAGUACUUUCUUUCAAAUUAGUGUUUGACCGAGAAACGGGUAAACCCAAGGGCUAUGGCUUCUGUGAAUACAAAGAUCAAGAGACAGCACUCAGUGCUAUGAGAAAUUUGAAUGGUUAUGAAAUUGGCGGAAGAACUUUACGUGUCGACAAUGCUUGCACAGAAAAAAGCCGGAUGGAAAUGCAAAGCCUUUUGCAAGGACAGAAUACUGAAAAUCCAUAUGGAGAGGCAGUACAAGCUGAUAAAGCACCAGAAGCUAUAAGUAAGGCUGUUGCAUCUCUGCCUCCUGAGCAAAUGUUCGAACUAAUGAAACAAAUGAAACUCUGUGUACAAAAUAAUCCUAAUGAAGCACGCCAAAUGUUGCUCCAAAAUCCACAACUGGCUUAUGCCUUGCUGCAAGCACAGGUAGUGAUGAGAAUAGUCGAUCCACAUACAGCAGUUAAUAUGUUACAUAAAGCAAAUCCAAUUCCAAAUGUGUUAGCACCUUCCGAUAAACCAGCAGUGCAUCCUAUUGUACCGCGAAUCGAGGAACCAUGGGCUGUAGCACGACCUGCACCGAUUGUAAAUCCUCCAGCACCAAUCUUUGCUGGACAAGAUGUCGAUCUACGCGCAUUAGAUAGACAAAUGGAUCCACGUUUAGCUAGAAUGGAUCAAGAUCUACGAGGACCACCACAAGUACCACCGCCAACACCUGUUAGUGCGCCUCCACCCGUAUCCGCUACCGCCGAUUCCAGAGGAUUAAGCACGUUCAAUAGUAUUGCAGAUAACGCUCUUCCUGUUGAAGGAGUUGAGAGCUUUUGCCGCGAUCCAAGAACAGAUAGAUUUGGCAGAGAUCCGAGAGAUCCUAGAGAUCCAAGGAUGCCUAUCGAUCCGAGAAUUACGAAAGCCAAUCCACCAACGCCAAUCGCAGCAACGGUGGUACCAAGACCUGUGGCUGCACCUAUUGUUGCUCCACCUACAAAUGUUGUUGCUGCCAAUGUAACAGCUCCUGUAACCACACUCCCAGCAUCCACAACAUCUGCAACUUCGAGACUGAUGGCAGGCAUGUCAUCAGCCGGAAAUAUACCUAGUGGGGCAUCGGAUCAGGAAAAAGCUGCAUUGAUAAUGCAAGUAUUGCAAUUAUCGGAUGAACAAAUUGCUAUGUUACCACCUGAACAAAGGCAGAGUAUUUUGGUACUGAAAGAACAAAUCGCAAAAAGUACGCAACGUUAAUUUGUAAUUGUAUGUUUUAAAUUUUCACACAUUUGUAAAAAUGAUGUAAUCGUAACAUGUACCCUUGAUCUGGUAUGAGUCAAUAAAUGUUUAAAAACAAUAA